AGUUCGCACUUCGCAGUUCGCAGUUCGCAUUGUCAGGGGCUUGGCUCAGGUGCAAAUUGCGAAAAUUAUUUGGAUUUUUAAUUAUUAUCACAAAAAUAAUUGAAUAAUAAUACCACACAUAAAACUAGCUUUCUCUAGUCAGGAUCAAAUUGGAUACAAAUUCACACAAAUUGAUUCAGAUAGGUAUAAGUGUGAGUACCAAGUUUAAAAUGCCAUCCAUAGCAGGAAAAUAUCAGCACUACAAAAAUGAUAACAUUGAUGACUACUUCUCUGCUGUUGGUGUCCCUUUUAUGGGCAGAAAAAUGAUGGGAUUGUCAUCACCACUUAUGGAGAUAACAGUUGAUGGUGAUAAUAUGACAAUUAAAACAUCAUCUUUGUUAAGAACAGUAGAAUACAAAUUCACCCUUGGAGAGGAAUAUGAAGAAGAAAUGCCUAGUAAAACUGUUAUUAAGAGUGUAACAAAAAUGCAGAAUGAGAAUGAGUUGAUAACAGAAUCUGUGAUACCAGAGACAGGAGAGAAAACUUCGAGGCAUUACCUAUUUUCAGAUGAAGAGUGUGUCAUUACAUUAACUCAUGAAAAGGCAAAGGCCCCUGCUAAAAGGUAUUUCAAAAGAGUAACUUCCUAAACCUCUAUACCUCUUGUAUAAAUUGUUUUAAAAUAUUAAGAUUAUGUUAGUUAUGAUUGAAUUGCUUAGUACUUAAGGUAUGAGAUUAUUUUAUACUAAUUUUAUUUUUUACUUUUAAAAAAUACCUAUUGUAAUUUUUUAUACGUUUUUUAUGUUUUUUAUAAAUUCUAUUUAAAGUCAUUCCAAUAAAAAUGAUUAUUUUAUGGCCUGUCUUUCUUUUCAUGAUAUUCAUACCAAUUUAAAUAUUCAUUGAAACUACUCUUAAUUAAAAGAAAUGCUAAUCGUUAGAUUACUAUUAAGAAGGGAUAGUCUUGAUUACAUAUUUGAAAAUACAUUACUGAAUUAUCCUUAUUAUCAACGUCUUCGAGUCUUCCCUUUUUGCGUAUAAAAAAAAAUAUAUUUUCUUUUUUAUUCAGUAGUAAAAACAUAUGACCAUUAGUGUAUUUUCUAUGAAGUUAUAUAUAUAUAUAAUCUAUGAUUUUGGCCUAAAAGUCUAGGAUACCAGGCCAUAAACUGCAAAAAAAUAAAUAAUCUAUGAUUAAAAUUUUGACAUAUGUCAAGGGUGGAAAGCAAUUGUCACGCAUAAGUGACUGAGAGCAUCGAUUUUUUGUUUGAAUUUUUUAACAAAAGAAAACGGUCAAGAACUCAAGGGACAAGGCGUGAACGGUUAAGUAGGGAGUCACGAAGUUGUAAACCAAUAUUUGGAGAUUCAAAUAUCUAACUAUUGCCAUAGGUACAGUCAAACCUGUAAAAAUAACUAUGUCUGAAGGAAACCAGG
Messenger RNA from Pieris napi, 1404 nucleotides. Its product is annotated as sodium/calcium exchanger regulatory protein 1-like. Bases 210 to 626 code for a protein of 138 amino acids. Lineage: Eukaryota; Metazoa; Arthropoda; Insecta; Lepidoptera; Pieridae. The transcript has 5 exons. Gene Ontology annotation, biological process: fatty acid transport. Gene Ontology annotation, cellular component: cytosol; nucleus. The record is from RefSeq and is a predicted model, not a curated record. Gene Ontology annotation, molecular function: fatty acid binding.